CAAAUGCCUCCAGUAGGUCAGCAGCAAGAUUAUGCAUCUGAAGCAAAGCCAGCUGCUGCAGUGGAAAGGCACCAAUUUGACAGAGCAAAUUCCAACCCCAGCAUUGCCAGGUUCCAGUCUGUGUCCCCUCCUUGUCAGAAUACUACCUUGGUUAUUCUGAAGUAGCCAUAUGCUUCCACAGACAUUACAGAAAAACAGAGUGGGUGGAAAACGGUUUUCCAAUACACAAGAAUACUUGCAUGUAUAGAUACAUAUAACUCUUCUGCUUUUCAUUAGAGGAAACCAGAAAAGUUUUUAUUAGCCUGACUAUCAUGGGAUCUCCCCCUUCCCUCUUCUAGAAAUGCCACCCAGAGCCAAGAAGCUAUCAGAGCCCAAAAAUAUGUCGUAGCUGAUGGAUUUCCAUGAAAAGUUUUGAUCAUUAGAAAAAGAAAACUGAAAAUAUGCCUGGGCAGUCCAAAAUGGAAGAUCCUGCUAGGUCAUCUCACUUCUCACUCCAGAGCAUGAGGGUUCCCUCCAGGUCACCAUGUAGGGCUUCGCUUAGUAAAUUGAUUGGUUUAGCUAAGUCUAAUACAGUGACGACCUCACCAGUACGCACUCUGCUCCAGUAUUAUUCCGAAGGCAAGAGAUCAGAAGACACAGAAAUCAGCUUGGAAUAUGAACUAAAAGAUUAUGUGGAGAUGCCUGGGCAAAGAUCUCUCCAGUGAAAGGCUUCAGUUCUGCAAGGAGAGAAAGCGAGGGCAUCUGAAACUUAACCUGUUCAUCCUCAGUCCCUCGAGAACCAUAAAAACAGAGCUUCCCUUUAAGGAAGCAAAGUUUCCGUUUGAGAAAUACGUGUUCACUCAGCAAACCAAAAACAACUUUUAAAGGUUGUUCUCGGUGGAAAUCACUCUAUGCCCCAUUACCUGCUUGAGUGAAACCAGACUAAGAACUUCUGUCAUGGCAGCUUUUCUGCUGGGAGCUGUGUUGCUUAUUGUUCAACCUCAGAUAGUGCCUUCCAGACCGGCUAUAAAUUCGAAGGCUGAGACUUCUUCUCAGUCUGUUCAGAGAGAGCUUUUAAAGAAGACGUCUCAAAAAAAUGACUUCAAGGAAAACAUUCAUUCUAAUGGAUCAUGCCGGCAGCUGCCACAGACUAUCAUUAUUGGAGUGAGAAAAGGUGGAACAAGAGCUUUGUUAGAGAUGUUGAGUCUCCAUCCAGAUAUUGCGGCAGCAGAAAGUGAAGUUCACUUCUUUGACUGGGAAGAUCAUUACAAAAAUGGAUUGCAGUGGUAUAUUAAUCAAAUGCCAUUCUCUUAUCCCCAUCAGAUCACCGUGGAAAAAACUCCAGCAUAUUUCACGUCACCUAAAGUGCCUGAAAGAGUUUAUAACAUGAACCAAUCAAUGAGACUACUCCUCAUUUUAAGAGACCCAAGUGAGAGAGUACUAUCAGAUUACACCCAAGUGUUCUAUAAUCACAUGCAGAAGCACAAGCCGUAUCCAUCCAUUGAACAAUUCCUGAUUAAAGAUGGUGAACUCAAUGUGGACUACAAGGCAAUAAACAGAAGCUUAUACUACAUUCACAUGCAAAACUGGCUGAAGUAUUUUCCUCUUGAUCGUAUCCACAUUGUAGAUGGGGAUAAACUAAUCAAAGAUCCCUUCCCAGAAAUAGAGAAGGUAGAGAGAUUUUUGAAGUUAUCGCCACAGAUAAACGCUUCAAACUUUUAUUUCAAUAAAACUAAAGGCUUCUACUGCCUAAGGGACAGUGGUAGAGAGCGUUGUUUACAUGAGUCAAAAGGACGAGCACACCCACAAGUAGAUACCCGGUUACUCGAGAAACUGCAUGAAUAUUUCCAUGAACCCAACAAGAAAUUUUUUGAGCUUGUGGGCAGAACAUUUGACUGGCACUCAUUUGUGGCAAGUUAGUGGUAAACUUCAGAACCUAUGUUCCAGUGUACAUUCAGAAAUUUUAAAAAGGGCAUUUAAGCUAUAAUUUAUUUGUAAAAUCCAUAAAUACUUCUGUACAGUAUUAGAUUCACAAUUGCCAUAUAUACUAGUUAUAUUUUUCUACUUGUUAAAUUUGAAAGCAUUUUGUAUUGUUUUUCAUGGUUGUUAACAUUGUGUAUGAUGUGUCUAUAUGAAGAAACUAAAUUAUUUCACUGCAGAAGAUGUUCUCUUGAGAAUGCGUUGUCUUUUUAAUAAAUAAGAAAUUCAUUUCAGCAGAACCUUUCAGAAUUAUUUGAAUACUUUGGCCUUUCUGGACUAUUCUGGACUUUCUCCUCUAAUUGCUAAUGAAUAUGCUAAACUUUACAUUUCCAUUUUUCUUGCUUUAAAAUGUGGUUUAAUAAUUUCUUUUUCAUUUGAAAAUAUUGUUGUAGUUAGCAAAUUGUUCCAUCCUGCUUUAUAAAAUUAUUCCCAAUAAAGUGGUGGUACUUAUACAUGUUGGCCAUGCACACCCAAAGGACAAUGGAAGUCUCUGUGUAGUAUGACGUAUUAACUGCUGUACUUACCUUUGUAUUUACUGUUAUAACAAGUGCUACUCAAAUUCUUUGGCAGUACAGUGCAGGUUUCAUGGCAGAUUUUUAAAGAUUCUGUGGGGACCUGCUCAUAAAAUCCAGAGUUAGCUGCAGAAAUACGGUCAACCUGAAAGCUUCCUACAGUCUCUGAAUGUAUAUAUGCUUCAUAAAGAAGGAGAGUUGAGAGAAGAAUUUAAGCAAUAUAGGGACAUUUUCAAGGUUACUUAUGACUGUUCCUACAUUUUAUAGCACAUUUAUGCUUUGCCAUCACUGAAAACGAACACUUACACCAGAAGAAUUAGUCGGUCUACAUUCCAAUAAGCGGCAACUUCAUUCAUAUAAAUAUUACCACACUUGUACCCCAUUUAAGGCUGUUUUCUAUGAGUUGAACAGGUGCUUCGUGCAACUGAAAAUUGCCCAUGGACUGCUGUUCAUUUAAUCUCUUUCCAAGAACCAUGAUGCCAAGUCUUGAUUAGACUUGCGUGCUGUGGGAUUAACUCAAAUUCCAGGAACUUUUAUGGUCUUCCAUCUGCUAAAAAUGGAAGUUAGAUGUUAGUACGUUGGGUAAAAAUUACAGCUCUCCUUGUCUACAGUAGUUAUGUCUUGUCAGCCAUCAAUUUCUGGAGUUAGAGUUAAUCCUGUUUCCACACAAGGCUUGCUACGGUACUUUCAUUCUGAGCUCCUAAUUUUCAUUUUAUGAUCUUGAGUUUAGCCAUUGAAUGUGCAGUGGCAACACCCUGUAAAUUUGAACUUGUAACCAAUUGUUACAAUCCUUUAUAAAAUUCAAAUGUAGUUGCAUUAAUUUUUUUCUGGUGAGAUGGUGCAAACUUGGGCACUAUGACAAGGUACUGUCUGGAUGCAAAUAUCCCAUAUUAUGCUGUUUGCAUGAAAAUUUGCAGAUGCUGCCCCUCUCUCUCCUGCUCCUUGUGCACCUGCCCAAGCUGUAUUCAACCUCAGAGAGGUUGGUGGUGUUUUAUAAAGUAGACCUUUGACGAAAGCCUACAAUGAAAUGGUAUUGUACUCAAUAAAAUAUUUUCUGAAUUGCA
Molecule: messenger RNA, 3535 nt
Organism: Harpia harpyja (harpy eagle)
Lineage: Eukaryota; Metazoa; Chordata; Aves; Accipitriformes; Accipitridae
Gene: HS3ST1
Product: heparan sulfate-glucosamine 3-sulfotransferase 1
Exons: 3
Coding region: 937-1899 (320 amino acids)
Molecular function (GO): [heparan sulfate]-glucosamine 3-sulfotransferase activity
Source: RefSeq, a predicted model, not a curated record